Caenorhabditis elegans is the source of this 2024-nucleotide messenger RNA. NCBI's taxonomy places the organism in Eukaryota, Metazoa, Nematoda, Chromadorea, Rhabditida, Rhabditidae. The record is from the annotation of a RefSeq genome assembly.
AUGGGCAAAAAAUCAACUACCAGCAAGAGAUCUAAGAAAGCAAAAGCUGCAGAAAAGCUAAACCUCACAAAAGCUGAAAUUCUUCGAAAUGAUCAACAUGCACUUCGAGCUUGCAUCUUAUUUGAAUAUCUUCAGAAGAAACCUCUUGAAAUCGCAUAUAACAGUUUUUGCGGAAUUCUUGAAAAUGAUAUCAUUAUGAAAAAGAUAUUUGAUUACUGGUUUCAACGAUUUGAAAUUGGAAAAGUGAAUUUGACAGAGACUAUAAAAUUCAGAUUUCAAAAGGUGAAGUCAACUUCCUUAUGUGAUAUGCCAGCGGAGGUUAUUGAUGAGAUUACAAGCAAGUUAGAAAGUUUUUAUAGAUUCUCUGUUCGAAAAGUUAAUCAGAAGCUGCGCGCUUCAAUUGAUAACCAGGACUAUGGAAUCAAAACAGUUGGCUACAACGUGUCAGGAAAUGAAGCAAGCUUAGAGUUAGACAACUACCUGGUGAAAUAUAAUCUAAUCAAAGGAUUUUGUCAAUUGCGUUUCGGAAGAUCUCCUGACGCAAAUUCUCUUCACAGAAAGAUUGACAAAGCAUCCCCAAUUGAACUUAUUCUUCUCGAUCUUGCCAGCUUUUUGAUGAACACAAAAGUCAAACUGCAAAAACUUAUUGUCAAUAUCACCGUGAAAGGAAAAUCUCGCCAAAAACAUUUUGAUGCACUUGAAACCGUUUUGAAAUUGAUGAAGUGCCAUGUUUCAGGCGUUGAGUUUUCAAAUUGUUCUUUCAGUGAAGCGGCUCCCCUUUUGGCAUGCUUCAAAGUUGAAGAGCUUGUACACUUGAGUUUUGGCAACAUUGAAAAGCUAUCCGGUAAACUAUUUCAAUUGGAACAGUGGAAGCAGGCAAAGUCACUUACAAUUCAAGGGAUCGUGUCGCUGGAACAUCUUUCGGCAAAUCAGCUUGUCCAGUUUCACUUGAUCGAAAUAACAAUAAAUAGUUUUACCAAGAAAGAAGCAGUAAUAAUCAUGCAGAUUGUGCAACAAUCAAAAAACUUUGAGCAUGCACGAAUUACUGUGCACCAAUUCAACAUACGUAAAGCUGAGAAACACUUCGAAAACUACAAAAACGAUAUUCCGGCUAUCCUUCAAUUCGAUGAACACGGGAUCACAAUUGAAGCUAAAAAUGUUCAGCGAACAGUGUUCAAGCCUAAAGACUCAAACUAUCACAAAUUUCACAUUUCAAGUUUCACACCGUCUUUUCCAAAUCUAGAAACUCCAUAUACAAUAACAGAUUUCAAGAUGAGAAAAUGAAAAAUCUUGCCGCUGUGCUGAAAGCUGACAACCAUGCUCUACGAGCAUGUAUCCUCUAUGAUUAUUUGGAAGGUGGACCAGUAGAAGAAGCGUAUGAAGUUUUCUGCGAGACAGUCGGUCAAAAUUCGAUGGGUUAUCGCGAGUUCAAGUUUUGGAGCCAAGAAGUUGCACAGGGAACUUUUGAGCUAGAAUCUUGUCUUUGUUCUGAUGUUGGUUCACAUUUAAGAUUUCCGCAAAGAGUCAUCAACAUGAUUUUGAGCAAAGCUCGACCAGUUGACAGGUUCGUAUUGUGGAAAGUGUCUGGACGAUUCCAAUCCAACAUUCUUACUGACGUUCAAAAUUUCCGUGUUGUCAUUCACAAUCGUUCUGUCAGGCUUGAAAUGGACCAGGAUUGCGUUAAAUAUACGGAUGAAGAAAUCGCUAAAAGUGACGCAAAUGUGAAAAUCAAAAAAGAGAAGUCCAAUACCUGGCAGAUUUCGGGCGGCAAUCUCGCUAUGACACUAAACGACUUGAAAAUAAUGUUGGAAGGCUCUGAACUUGAGUUCAGCACAUUCAAACUCGAGGUCGAUCAGUUUCAACCGUUCAUAUUUGAUUUUAACGAUUAUAUGAAAGAGGGGAAGAAUAUGCCGCGUUGGAAAAUUGUGAAGAACGCAUUUGAUUCAAUGAACUGUGUACCAGCGAAUUGUGUGGAUGGAUACAAGUUUGAAGGUGUUAUUCCAAUUGUACCAUGUCCAGAGUAG